AUGAAAAUAAAUAUUUUCUAUUUAUCACUUUUAUUAGUGUGUAUAACAUUAACUACCAACUAUGUAAAUGCAGAUAAAACAUUUACAUAUAUGUCACAUCAAUAUAAAUUAUUGGACACUCAAUAUAAUUGGGAUGGUGCCUAUAAAAUGGCAGAAAGUCUCGGUGGUUAUAUUGCAGCUUUUGAAACCUAUGAUGAAUUUGUCAAGGUAAAUGAAGGACUUCAAAUUCCUGUUGGAAAUUUAGUUUGGUUAGGUGCUAAGGUUGGAGCAGAUAUUUAUAAUUGGAUGUGGAUCAAUGGUUCAACCAGAAAUUCUCCUUUCUACAGCAGCAUUCCAAUGAGUAGAUGUCCCUUAUUCUGUGGUCAGUUCGAGGGUAAUUUGGUUAGCACUCAAAUUCACUUUGUUGCCGGUCCAGACAAUAUGAAGUGGUUGCCAUCCAGCCAAAAAGACCUCCAUUACUUGGUUGUUGAGAUUGAACCAAACGGUAUUUCGCCACAGGUUUCUAUCAUGGACAACGGUGCCUACUGGGUCUCUAUCUAUAAUAUUCCAGGAUUCAUCAAAGGUGUUACAACCGUAGAUGUAACCAAUCCCUCUGGAAAUCGUGUUGGAUGUACAAGUACCAGUUCAACCACCGCCAAUUCCAUUACUUGUAAUUUCGAAGUUGCACCUCUGCAAUCGUACGCCGGUGCAUUCUCGGUCUCCUUAACCACAAAUGGAGUGGUUAGAGAUUACCCAAAUCUCUUCACUUUCUCUCAACCAUGGGUUUCUACCGUUCGUUACUUUGCCGCCACACCAAACGCCGUUACUUUGACCGGUGGUAAUUUCCUGAUGAUUCAAAAUACCACACUAUGUCCAUUCGUAAUCAACGGUUUGCGUUGCGCUUCAUAUGUAAUCUACCAAGAUCAAGUUAAUCGUUUGGCUGACAUUGCCUUCCUUACUUUCGCCCAGAGCAUGGCAUCAAAGAAAUUGUUCCCAAUUGAAAUUAAUCUCCAAGAGUACGGAAACUACGUUUAUUCAGCUCGUCCAGCUAUUCUAGAGGAGACAACUAUGCAACUCUACAGUUUCUUACCACCAUUGAAAUACUCAGAUUCUGCCGCAUGGGUUAAGUCACUUGCUGUCUACAAGGAUCCAGGAUAUGUAGCAAACAUCAACAACACAGCACUCGUUAAUUUCGUCAAGUCACAAUUGCCAUCGGAUUCACCAAAGCAAAUCUGGCAAAACAUUCAGACCAAUGCUCUCACCUUUGAUCUCACCUACCAAUCGUCACCAUACUCGAACAGUUUUGCUAAUACCACCGGUCAAAUUGGCUUCAGUUCAGUUUACUAUGUCGAUACCAACGUUCCAAGUCUGGUUGGUGUUGGUCCACUUGACAAGAGUCUGUUCCCUACCUUUGUAAUUUACGGUACCCUCACACCAACUCAAUUUCCAAAUAGUGAUUGCAGUAUGUGGACACAAGGAGGAAGUGCGAAUAUCAAUAUGAACACAAUGGCUUGGUUGUACGCUACAACCUCUUGGUAUUUCAAUGGACAAGGACCAGUACUACCAAGUUCUUAUUCGAUUUCAGGAACUAACGUAAAUAUCAACGGAGCUCCCAGCAUCAAUUCAACCACCAGUAAUUUUAUUGCUUCGGUUGUUUUCAGUAAUAAUGACAGACCAUCAAUGACCAGAACAAUGAACGUGUCAUGUUCUUUUGGUGCGCCAUCGAUCGAUUCAAUUACAAUGAAUUCUCCCACUAAUAUGACUAUCGCAGGUUUCAAUCUCGGUAACCAAUUUAUAUUGAACGUCAAUGGAAAACCAGUCUACACCGAGCUGAACACUGUUGAGUUUAGAGCUGUUAAUCUCAAUGUUUAUCUUCCACCAGCAUCGACUCUCUCCAUCACUGUUACAGUUGGAAAUAAAACUUCAGCUGCCAAAUCACUGGUUACCUCUGGAAACUAUCCAUGGUUAACCUCUGUCACACCCAAUAGAUUUUCGGUUGCCGCUACUCAAACAUUGAUUGCCACCGGUACGAACUUUGGUGCUCAACCACAAACACCGGUUUUGAAGUUUGGAGUCAAAGGUAAUGAAGUAAUCUGUACCUUUGGUGCUUGGAUCAACUCAACUUCCUUCUCCUGUAGUCUUGCGGCUCCACCAUCAAAUCUCAGAGAUAUGCCAUUACGUGUCACCACCUUCAGUGUAGACGGUAGCUCUGGUAUUCCAAACAUGGAUCUCUAUGUCUCUUUCAACAAUAUCAAGGUUACCAAUCUCAUCCAAAACGACCUUGCCGUUACAAUGAUCGGUGAUUACUUUGAUCUCUACUCACAGGCAUGGAUUAUCACAGUUGGUGGUGGAUCUCCAACCAGUGUUGCAUGCACCAGUGCCACCACAUGUACAUUCCAAUUGUCUGCCCAAUGUAAAGACGGUCAAUUUAAGGUCGAUGCAUCCGCACUCGGUAGCGUAUUCACUCAAACCCAAUAUUGGAAACCAAUUCUCCAAGUCGCAUCUUCACCAAUCAGUUUAACCUCUGCGGUCAGUGGAUACUUUAUUGGAGCCACCACCAAGGUUAUCUUUGGGGCCUACCUCAGCCAACCAUCGACAACCGUAUCGAUCACCGGAUCCGAUCCAUUCUUCAUCACCCUCCCACUAAUGGUUGGAAACAAUGUACCAAUCACUUUCUACAAUGACAUUAACCAACAAUCCAAAGUUUACUAUGGAGCUUUCCCGCCACCAACCAUCAAUAGUUUCGCUCAAAAUGGAGAUACCAUCACAUUCCAAGGUAAUUUCUUUGGUUCCAAUACCAAUACAUUCGGUGCAGCCAUCGGUGGUCUCAAUGUUCAAGCUACCAGAUUCUCAAGCAUCAGCUAUACCUCUGUCAGUGUGAAUAUCGCCAACACUUCAAGAAGUGGUGAUAUCACUAUCUCAGCAGGUGGUCAGACCUCACAACCAUUCAGAAUCAACCUCAAACCAGUCAUUGAAAGCAUCACUAGUCCACCUGUCGUCGGAGGUUUAAUUACUCUCACCGGUAAGAGCAUUGCACCAUUCUCAUUCGACAAUACCAAAGUAUUGGAAUUCAAGAUCAACGGUAACGGUUGUGUAAACCCAACAUUUGGUGAUUCUGAAAAUCAGACCGUAGUAUGUACCGCUCCACGUGGAGUAGGUAUUGCAACAUUCUCUGUCUAUGUUCCAAAUACCAACAUCGAGCCAACCAACUUUACAGUACAAUAUCAAAAACCAACCGUUAUCAGUUCAUCAUCAACUAUUUUCGGACGUGCCAAUUUAGUAACAAUUACAGGUACCAAUUUUGCCAAUGUAGAUUUAUCAGUUACCAUUGGAGGUCAACCAUGUACAGCUCCACAAGCAAGCACGGAUGGUACUACUGUUAUUUGUAACUUUGCUUCCACUGUUCAAAGUACUGUUGCUUUGACCGUAAAUGUCACAGUUAGCUCAUUCUCUGAUGCCAAGGAUGUAUUUAUCUAUAUUGCUCCAACUGUUUGUCCAACUGACUGUGGUCAAGGUACUUGUGACACCAUGAAGGGUACUUGCAAGUGUUAUGCCGGUUGGAUUGGUUCUGUCUGUUCAUUCAAGAUCUCUACCAACACCACAAGUUUCGCUCCACAACUCGAUAGCUAUAGUGACAGUGUUUUGGGUAGUGGUUACGAUUCACCAUUCUUUGUUUCGAUCCACGAGCUCAGAGAAGUCGAUGCCAGCGGUACCAUCAUCAGUCAAAAGUUGAUCAAGGAAAUCACUUGGACAAAGACCGUCUCUGGAAAUCUCAAUACAUAUUCGGGUAGUGUUGGAAAUGCCAACAUUGAAAUCAAGGCAAACAUUAUCACUACAGCUGGAACCUACAACUUCUUGGGUGACAGUUUCGACACCAAACCAAACUCUCUCAAGUACACCAUCAACAUUAGCAAAUGGGAUUUCGUCAAUCCAGCAAACAGCUUGAAGGUUGUCUUUAUCUAUGCCGGUGUCAAGAGCUCACUCUGCGUCGACUCUCAAGUUGUUCUCUCUGGUAGAACCGCGGACAACUCCUUCACCAGAUACGUAGAGAUCAACACUGCCACAGCUAUUCUCCAAUCUUACUAUGCCGACCGUAUGGAAUCUGACGGAGGAAAGUUCAGAUCAGCCAAGAUCGAUAUCUUACCAUCGACCGACCCAUCGAUGCCAACCACUACCACAUCCAACUCCAAUGCUAUUUACGCAAUGACUGCAAUCAGUAUUGAAAAUUUCUCGAGCUACGCAAUCAUCGAUCCAUACUUUGUAACAACAUUAAUCGAUAGAGAAAUCUGUGACAUCAACAGUGCCAACACAAACUUUGACCUGAAAUGGAAGUUCCCAGUAGUUAGUGACAUUCCUAUCACUAGAGUAUUAAACUAUCAUAUCAAAUAUUUAUAG
Messenger RNA from Heterostelium album PN500, 4374 nucleotides. RefSeq lists its product as uncharacterized. Gene Ontology annotation, biological process: sexual reproduction. NCBI's taxonomy places the organism in Eukaryota, Evosea, Eumycetozoa, Acytosteliales, Acytosteliaceae. The record is from RefSeq and is a predicted model, not a curated record. The transcript is spliced from 4 exons. The coding region runs from base 1 to 4374 and encodes 1457 amino acids.